Penicillium malachiteum is the source of this 2142-nucleotide messenger RNA. RefSeq lists its product as uncharacterized. Bases 1 to 2142 code for a protein of 713 amino acids. The record is from RefSeq and is a predicted model, not a curated record. Gene Ontology annotation, cellular component: telomerase holoenzyme complex. Lineage: Eukaryota; Fungi; Ascomycota; Eurotiomycetes; Eurotiales; Aspergillaceae. Gene Ontology annotation, molecular function: protein binding; telomerase RNA binding; telomeric repeat DNA binding. Gene Ontology annotation, biological process: nuclear-transcribed mRNA catabolic process, nonsense-mediated decay. The transcript has 2 exons.
AUGGCGAAUCGCUUACGUCCGUCGGCUAGCCCGCCAUUAUCGAAUGGUAGGCCUAAUUCCGGCGUGUUCGAGGAAGGCACUCUUGAGACACAUAGCAACAAUGGUGUUCGAAGAGCCAGAUCUUCUCGGACUAGUACCACACGUACUGAGAGAUUCCGACUCAGAGGAAGUCCUAAAAUCUCAAGGAAUCGGUUAUCGACAGCAUCAUCGAACCCACAGGUUCGAACCUAUCAUCAGUCUAUGGGUGGCAUGAUCAAUCAAAGGCCAUUGGAUGCAGGACUUGCUGGGUUAGCAAGAGAACAAGAUCAACGACAUGAUUGGGAGAUGACUCGUCCGGACUUGAAACGAUUUCAUUCAAAUCCAAGUGCUCCUACAGCUGCACCGGCAAAUGAGGCAGAAGGAGAAAAUGGCCAAAUGCAAUCCAAUCGCGAUGUGUCCAUACAAGAAGCGCCGCCGGAUAUAAACAUGUCGAACCCUCCUUCAGAUCUAAGGAGCAUGAUGCUUUCAUCCAGUCCUGUACCGGAAAUUGUCGAGAAUCGCGGAAUGUUCAAGCAGCUUGAAACAAAUAUCAUCACCGAGGAACAGUUGAUCAGCGAAGUGCGAGUCAUAUAUAAGGGACUCACCCUAGUUGAGCAAAAAUGCAAAGAUAUCGACGAGGAACAAACCAAAUCACAGACUGAGUUGACAGCUCCACAAUGGGCUGCUAUGAUUUCUCUGCACCGGACUCUGCUCUAUGAGCACCAUGACUUUUUACUCGCCUCAAAACAUCCAUCAGCCACUCCUUUGCUGACACGCCUCGCGGAUCAAUACUACAUGCCUGCGCGAAUGUGGCGCCACGGAAUUCAUUCAUUCUUAGAAGUCAUGCGACAGCAGUUGCCCAAAUCUAUGGAUUUUUUACUGAGCUACAUAUAUGUCUCGUAUUCAAUGAUAUCAUUGCUUUUGGAAAGUGUCGGUGCAUUCAAAGAAACGUGGAUGGAGUGCUUGGGUGAUCUCGCUCGGUACCGUAUGGCCAUCGAAGAAUCAGAUAUGGGACAACGGGAGACUUGGGCAGGGAUAUCACGAUACUGGUAUAACCAAGAUGCACUUAUCAUUCCUGAACAAGGGCGAAUUCAGCACCACCUCGCGGUGUUAGCUCGACCCGAUGGAUUGAGACAGCUAUUUCACUAUACCAAGGCUUUGGUUAGCGUGAUCCCAUUUGAGAAUGCCCAGGAGAGUAUCGCUCUUCUUUUCAAACCCACAAAUAAUAAGGGAAAAGAGGGAAUGGAGCGCAGACAAAACCCAAUGAUCUCGGCCUUUAUCGCUACACACGGGAUUCUAUUCACGGGAGGCUCCAAGGAGCAGUUCAUCAUCUUGGCUAAGAGAUUUCUAUCAUUUCUACGAAGGGAACUCCCUCGGCUGAAUCGAAAUCCGCAGGAAGGGAUCUACCUGGUAUCCAGUAACUUUGCGUCAAUAUUGCAAUAUGGUCAUCCGAAGACGAUGGAGACAUUGGGAUGGACUUUUAGCUCAGCGCCAAACAAUGAAACAUCAGAUUCCAGCCAACCCGCCAUAUCAAAUCUAAUCUCAGAGGCUCCUUCUCAAGGAGCGUAUCUUGCAGUUCAUACACUUGCUUUCUUUCUUGAGCAAAAUGGCAGUCCGGCAAUGGAUUGGAGCGCUCAUACUUCCCUCGCGUUUAUCUGGUGCUUAAUUCUGAGUCCUCCCGCCAUGCAACGACUAGAGACGAUAAUCCCGUGGCUACCAGUUGCCAGCUAUCUCAACAGAUUAUUUCGACCUGAUACAGACUUCUCACAUAUCGAGCACGAAUCAUUUCCUAUUCGCCUCGACGAAGACAGACAGCAACUCACAGAAGAUUUUUUCAUUCGUGGACAAGUUUGGAGUCAACAAUACCAUCCACCUGGGUUUUUCGACAAUGCCUCAUCAGAAGAUAACAGGCCUACUGUGGAGGAAGAGGCUACAAUAGUACAAAGACAAAAUCGAUGCCUCUGGUUGGGUGUACGAAUAGCGAUGAUCGGUCGCUGGAUAACAUACACCCGCAACGGGGGAUUCGCACCAACACAGUUCGCAUAUGACUUUUCUUCUGUAGCGGCCACUUGCGGAGGACUCAACAGGAGCGUACCUACAACCCUCGACCGCGACAUGAGCUGA